GCUUCACAAUGCUGUUGAGCUUCUAAGUGCUUUCUUGUCUUAAUCAAUUUUGUAAUAAAUAAAUUAAUACAUAUAAGUGCAUUUAGUUACUUAAUUUAACUAUUAUAGAAAUACCUUUUUACAUUUAAAUUUUGUUAAAUGUAAUGUGUUGUCUUCUGUUUUAAUGGUUAUAAUUUAAUAUUGAUCAUGGCAGUUUCAAAAUCUACAAAUACUUAUAAUCGCCAAAACUGGGAGGAUUCUGAUUUUCCAAUACUGUGUCAAACAUGCCUUGGUGAUAACCCAUACAUUCGAAUGACCAAAGAAAAAUACGGCAAGGAGUGUAAAAUAUGCGUACGUCCAUUCACCGUAUUCCGUUGGUGUCCUGGUGCCAGAAUGCGUUUCAAAAAAACUGAAAUUUGUCAAACAUGCUCCAAAUUGAAGAAUGUUUGUCAAACAUGUCUGUUAGAUUUGGAAUAUGGGUUACCAAUCCAAGUUAGAGAUGCUGCCCUUAAGAUUCAAGAUGAUCUACCUCGAAAUGAAGUUAACAAGGAGUAUUAUAUACAAAAUUUAGACAAUCAAAUGUCCAAGUAUGAUGCUACACAGCCUAGCAAUUCUGCUUUAAAGUCUAAAGGGGCUUCAGACCUGUUGCUGCGUUUAGCAAGAACUGCGCCUUAUUAUAAGAGAAACAGACCUCAUGUUUGUUCAUUCUGGGUAAAAGGAGAGUGUAGAAGAGGUGAAGAAUGCCCAUAUCGUCAUGAGAAACCAACUGAUCCUGAUGAUCCACUGGCUGAUCAAAAUAUUAAAGACAGGUACUAUGGUGUGAAUGAUCCUGUGGCUGAGAAGCUGAUGCGUCGUGCGGCUGCCAUGCCAGCAUUACCUCCCCCAGAGGACAGAACUGUUACUACGCUAUAUGUUGGGAACCUGCCAGACAAUAUCACUGAAGAUGAACUCAGAGCACAUUUCUAUCAAUAUGGAGAGAUAAGGUCCCUAACAUUGGUGCCGAGGGCACAAUGUGCCUUUGUACAGUACACCACAAGGAGUGCUGCUGAGCAUGCAGCCGAGAAGACAUUCAACCGCUUGGUGAUUGGUGGCAAGAGACUAACUAUCAAAUGGGGAAAAUCUCAAGGACGUCAGGGAAUAAAUGACAAGAACGAGUCUGCACCAGUCUUGGAGCCUGUACCAGGACUGCCUGGUACUUUGCCUCCACCGCCGGCCUUCCUACAUCCAUUCCCACCUCAAAUGCCACCACCACCAAAUCGGCCCAAUGAUUUCUUCAACCUGCACCACUAUGGCCCUGGAGGUUGGGGCGGGUGGGGACCGGGCAUGGCCCCGCCGGUACCUCCGCCACCCGCGCCCGUGGCCCCGGUUACGCCCGUGGGACUUCACUACCCGAGUCAAGACCCUAGUCGUCUAGGCGCCCACGCGCACGCUAAUGCUCCACAGUCAUAGUAUUAAUUUUAGUGUUAGUCUGUUGAAUGUAUUGUGUACUAGAAUAAAGUUGGCUAGAUAUAUGCAUACUGCUGAAUUCUAUUUGAUUUCAAUAGUCUCUAGGUAUUACAUAUAUCUGUAUAAAAUUAUAUAAUACUUAUUAUUUUUCAAUAGACUGCGACCAUUUUUAAUAACAAACUUAUCACCCUGGUUGUGAAAUGAUGCAUAAGGUGUGUUAAUGCGUAAUCAAUAUUGUAUUAUAUGUUAAGAUUAAGAUUGUAUUGUAAAAUACAGCAAUUGUUUUGUAAAUAUCAAAAAUAAAGAAAUUUUCUAAAA
Galleria mellonella (greater wax moth) is the source of this 1743-nucleotide messenger RNA. Its product is annotated as pre-mRNA-splicing factor RBM22. NCBI's taxonomy places the organism in Eukaryota, Metazoa, Arthropoda, Insecta, Lepidoptera, Pyralidae. Gene Ontology annotation, cellular component: U2-type catalytic step 1 spliceosome; U2-type catalytic step 2 spliceosome; Prp19 complex. The transcript has 7 exons. The record is from RefSeq and is a predicted model, not a curated record. Gene Ontology annotation, molecular function: U6 snRNA binding; pre-mRNA binding; metal ion binding. Bases 187 to 1428 code for a protein of 413 amino acids.